GCCAGUGAUCUAUGCGUCAGCUGUCAAGCCAACACGCAUAUUACGGUACUGUCUCUAUGCAAGAUUUGUUUGGACAACGAAUUAAUCUGAAAUUCCACAGAGACAGGAACACACACUCAAAGUAUGGGGACUGCGAUAUUACGCCUAUCAAGUUGGACUAAAGCGACUCGGUGACAGGAAAGUGGUUUGACAAAGGUUUAUUUUAGUUAAGAGGAGGAGAAAAAGGGUGAACAGGUUUUCCGGUUGCAACGUUGCAGACAUGCUAAUAAGCUAGCCUCGUAGUUCUACAACCGGCUUCAUUAGCUUAGCUAGCUAACUUAGCAAGCUAACAAGCCGCGGAGCUUUUCUGAAGGUCUUUUAAUUUUGUUUUAAAAUGUAAUGUUAACGCUGUCCAGUAUGACGUCUCGUGAUAGCUGUUGCGAAGUAAAAGUGCGAGCUUCGUUAAUGUGAAGCGGCGGACUAGGAGGUAGUGACGUUGGGGUGCUCAGGUGGUAAUGAGCAGUUACAACAUUACAACCAAAACAUCCACAUUGAGCUCUUCUUUGAGCCCCGACAGCGUCGACGCUACCACCAACAACAACAACAAGGAGUGGGAUUUGGGAAGCGAUGUGUUUUCGUGCUGUCACGAGAUGAGUCCCAUGGACGACACGAUGCAGGCAGGGAUGUCCUCAGUCCAGUCGGGACUGGACGGACACUUGCCGCUUCUACACCACAGCUCCCAGGACGGGUUGCUGUUGGACCUGAGCUCCCCGGUAGCCUUCCUCGACAGCAGCUCCUUGGAGUACAGUGACAACGAUGGGAACAACGCGGGUCCGUUGUUCGAGAGGAGAAAGAGGUCGCGGUCCAACAGCUCCAGACACCGCUUCAACGAGGUGGUCACGGAGCUUGGUGCCGAGGAGGUGCGGUGGUUUUACAAGGAGGACAAGAAAACUUGGAAGCCCUUUGUCGGGCAUGACUCGCUUAAAAUUGAGCGUAGGUUUCGGAAAUACUGUGAGCUGAACCCUGGUGCAUCAUGCUCCCAGGUCAGCGGUGCGGAGGAAGAGUGCGGUAAUAACGGUGUGGAGAGUAGAGGACUGAACGGUGCAGUGCCGGUGGAGACUAGGACCAGCAGUGUGCACGGAGGCCGGGGGUCCCUGGACACAUCCACCGUGUCCUCUGAGGAGAGGGACCCUGACAGCAUUGAUUUCAGAGUGGAGCCUGUGUGUGUCCGUGGGGGGCUCUAUGAAGUGGAUGUUAAAGAGAGGGAAUGUAAUCCUGUCUACUGGAAGCAACAAGACCAUAUUCCAGUCAUGAGAGGCCAGUGGUUUAUUGGCGGCACCUGGCUACCGCUGGAGCAAGAGGAAAGUGACCUCAUCGAGUACGAGCACCUGAAUCAUUUCCGCGGGCAACAAAUGCAGGACACCUUCGAGACGGAUUUGGUGGUCAGGACAGUCGACAGCAAAGAUGCCAUCCACAGCCUGAAGCUGAGUCGGACCCAUGUGGAUUGGCACAGUGUGGAUGAGGUAUACCUCUACAGCGAUGCCACCACUUCCAAAAUUGCACGCACCGUCACCCAGAAACUGGGCUUCUCCAAAGCCUCCAGCAGUGGAACACGGCUCCAUCGGGGUUACGUUGAGGAGGCCUCACCCGAGGACAGACCCCCUCAGACUACACACAUCGUCUUUGUGGUGCAUGGCAUUGGACAGAAGAUGGACCAGGGACGCAUUAUUAAAAACACUGGAAUGCUGCGGGAGGGUGUGAGGAAGAUGGAGGAGAAGCACUUUUCAGAGCACAAUGACGAGCAUGUGGAGUUCUUGCCAGUCGAGUGGCGCUCCAAACUUGCACUGGAUGGAGAUACGGUAGACUCGAUUACACCAGACAAAGUGAGAGGACUGAGAGAUCUGCUCAACAGCAGCGCCAUGGACAUCAUGUACUACAACAGCCCCCUUUACCGGGAUGAGAUCACCAAGGGCCUAACACAGGAGCUAAACAGACUGUACACACUUUUCUGCUCCCGAAACCCAGAGUUCGAGGAGCGGGGAGGCAAAGUGUCCGUUGUGUCUCACUCCCUCGGCUGCGUCAUCACCUACGACAUCAUGACGGGGUGGGAUCCUGUGCGCUUCUCUCAGCAGGAGCAUCACGCUGUGGAGGAGGAACUGGACCUGCGCUGGAUGUCCUACGAGGAGAAGCACGUUUUAGAGCAGCUGCGACUCACGAGGAAUAGGUUACAAGAGCUGGAAAAUCAACUGCUCACACUGGAGGCCUCAAAACCCUCAGCACGCCCGGCUCUCAAAUUUAAGGUGGAAAACUUCUUCUGCAUGGGUUCUCCUCUGGCGGUGUUCUUGGCUCUGAGAGGGAUCCGUCCUGGAACCAGCUGCCACCAGGAACACAUCCUGCCCACCUCCAUCUGCAGCAGGCUCUUCAAUGUCUUCCAUCCCACAGACCCUGUGGCCUACAGACUGGAGCCCCUCAUCCUCAAACAUUUCAGCAAUGUUGCACCUGUUCAGAUACACUGGUGUAGUGCCACUAGUCCCACGCACUACGACGAGAUCCGGCCUACCUUCCUGAACCCAGUCAAAGACCCGACAUCUGACACUGAGAGCAUCCCCAGCCCAAGCACUUCACCUGUACUCGCCCGCAGGCACUAUGGAGAGUCCAUCACCAAUCUGGGCAAGGCCAGCAUACUGGGAGCGGCGAGCAUAGGGAAGGGCAUCGGAGGCAUCCUCUUCUCACGUUUCUCCCGCUCCAACAGCCAGCCCUCAGUGUCUUUGGGACUGGAGGGAGUGGCGAACACCGAGGAAGAGGAGCAGAAGAGGACAGAAAGCCAUUCAGCAUACGGCCUCUCCACCUUGAUUCGGCCCACCUCGCCCAUUACUGACACAUCAUUGGAGCUGGAGCGGCGUGUCGACUUUGAGCUCCGAGAGGGUUUCGUGGAGAGUCGCUAUUGGUCAGCGGUGACCUCACACACAGGUUACUGGUGCUCACAUGACAUAGCACUCUUCCUGUUGACCUUUGUAUACAAGCAGAAGACGGCUCCCUGCGACCCCGCAGAAGACACUCCGGAGCCAGACUGACACAGCACUUUCGUUACAUCACAUGUACACUUUAAUGGUGUCUUAUAACCCUCUAGGGGGUGUGUCACCUUGGCGAGACACGAAAAUAAACCUCAUUCAUUUCUUUUUCAUGCACACAAACUACACUAAUUAUUCCUGUAUUUCCCUCUCAUCUCGCUCUUUUAACACUUGGAAAUCAUUACUGACAAACAGACUUAAUUCCAAGAUGUGCAUUUUUGUCUCUUUGUUUGUGUAGUAUUUACACAAUUGCGCACCCUAAGGGUGACAAUGUUGGACUAGGAACCCCUAAGGAGGUGCACACGUUGCCAGUAUGAUCACGAGCUACAUAUAAAUAUGGAAUAAGAGUCUAAUGAGCUUCAUGCACCCAAGAGAAGAACAGUUGCCGCCUGUUGAUAAAGUGUCCAUACGUUUCCUGUUAAUCAAUGCUUAAACCCAGCCUCACUCCCGCUAACUCGUACUGGAGCCUUGCGACACACUUGCCUGACCCUCGGUCACAGAGGCUUUGAGUUCUCUGUGUUCUUUUUUACUUUUUUUUUUUUUUUUUUUUUUUUUUUACACAGAGAUAAAUAUAAUGUUCAAAGAAAUGUAGUUUUAUCUUUAAAAUAAACCUUUAGCUACUUCAUCUCAAAAACUUAAUGCUGACAAGCAAAUACAAUGCCUUUCAAAGUUAGCCAAAUAAUAUUACUCCUGCAGAAUAUUUCUGUUUUAGUUUUUUCCAAACAAAAGCUUAAGACACUAACCCUUUUUAAUUAUGUUUUGGAAGUGUUAAAGAAAUGACGAGCAUUAUGUUUUUAGUUUUUGCUUUACUUCUAAUUUGUUUUAUGUCCGCCUCUUUUUGACAUUGUUUGACUCUUGAAAUAGAUAUGCACCAAAUACAGCAUGAACAAAACACCACUUUUAUAUACUACACAGUCAACUAAAGCAGAAUGAACUUUUAUGUUGCGUUACUAAACCGUACCAGGCACAAAAUGUCUCUUACUAACACCCUACAGGACAUCAUUAGUUUCCAUGUGACAUCACAUUAGCUGUACAUACAGAGGUUUACAACCACAUGAGGUUUGUGUCAUGACAUACACUCUUAAAACAAUGUAGAAUUAUUUUCUUACAGCCAGUUUAUUUUUUUAGAUCUCCCAAUGAUGUCAUUUACAAGAAGAGCUUUCACCCAAAACAAUCACAGCCAUUCAAACUAAUGCUUCUUUAUUAAGGAUAAGUUAUGCAGAGACAUUUCUGUGCUAUAUCUUUAUAUUGAAAACCAGAUUAAAUCCGCAGUACUAGAUGUAUUUUUUCUUAAAAAAUAAAUAUUUUUCCUAGUAAUUUUCAGGCUCUUGAGGAUAUAAACCACCAUCAAAAUGGGAUUCAAACUUGCGGCCAAAUAACAUUAUGGGUCUAGCUUAUUCGCAGCUUGGUGUUAGUAAUUGUAAGGCAUACUCUAUGAAAAAGUAAUAGGCCUACCGUAAAAAUAGCCCUUUUAGUUUAAGGCUUUUGUGAUACAUUACGCGCAAAAGUUAACUGUCUUCUUCUGGUGACCAAUUCACACUUUCCUCUUUUGAACAAUGGCUACGUCAGCUUGUCUUUUUCUUUGUUUGAAAUAAGUUUUUUGUUUUUUUUUGUCUAACAGUGCAUUUUCCAGCCAUCAGACGUGUCAUUGCCUAAUUGACACAACUUGCAAAUUUACUCCAAAAAGAGAAAUUUUGGACGACUGGAGACAGAAUCAUGAUUUUUGUUUUCUAAAAACGACUUUUGCUACUUAACAUGACUAUUGCCUUAGCUUUGUCAGAGCAGUUUAAAAAAAGAAAGUACUCCUGUAAUGAUGGAUUGACGUCUGUCGAAUGUGGUCUUUAUAAAAAAAAAAUAAAAUAAAAAAAUACGCCCAAUAAUGACGAUGCAGAAGUUAGAAACACUUACUCACUUUGCAUGGUGUCAUGUAUUUAUAGUAAAUAGAUGCUGGAACAAGAAGACAUUGCAGAGAGUGCCAACACACAUCUAAAAAAAAAACUGCUUUGUGUUCUUUACUGAGUAGAAAACCACUCAUGAUUGUUUAUGGACUUCUAAUGAAAUCAUUUUUAAGACUUUUGCAAUGGAUGAAGAAAUGGAAUUACCCUCAGAUUGGAAUUAGUCGUAUGUGACAGACUUGAUUAUUGUCCGUGUCAAAUUUUCUUUGUUUUAUAAUAUAGUUAUCAAAGAGCUGAUUUUUAAUUUGCUAUGGUGCAAGCUGCUGCUUUACUGUUCCACACAAUCAAGGGCUGACUGGUCCACCACUGAAUGGAAUUCAUUUAUUGGUAUUUUAAUGUCGAUGUUAUUUAUGCAAAGGCCUACUGACUGAAACCAGGCUGCCUCUCGUGACCGGAUAGGUGACCGAGAAGUAGUGUGGAAGCGGAGACGAAUAAGGGAGCGUGAUAUGAAAGUGUUUCUAUGUUUGAUCUGGUGGAUCUUGCCCAUUCAUCCGCUAUGAAUCACACACAAAAGUGAUGUAGAUUACAGCCCGUUGUUUAUUUCUUUUCUCAGCAUGUGUUACAUUGCAGCAGUCGAUGCAGAAAGCAAUAACAUGUAACUUGGACAGCAGGCAUGCAAUUUACCUUGGAGACCUUAGAUAUGUAAUGCAAAAUACAAGGACAAUUCCAUUAUUGCCUCUGUAUCCUUUAAGUCACACUUGGGGGGGUUCAGACACAGCAAAUACGUAUUCUCAGUGUGACAAUGACGAUGUUCCUGCCAGUGUUGGUGAUUAGGCUGCGUGUUUCCAAAAUGUUUGUGAACUUUCCACAUUUUUCCAUUCUAGCAAUUCUCAAUUCAAGCACAGAUUUUCAACUUUGUUCACUCUGCUUGCAAAAAAAAAAGAUAACGCAACUAAACUGGAGAGCAUUACAGAACGCUCUGUCGAGACACUUCGGACCAUACGAGCAUUUAAUGCACAGCAUUUUGAAUGAUCACAGUAUAUGUUUUCGUGUUGAAGGCACCACAAGCAUCAGGGAAAAGUCUACUGUUACAUGUUUUGUCUAUUCAACACUGCUGGUGACACCAGUUUGAAGCCAUUAUUAAGUAAAAGAAUUAAGCAGAUGUGUUGACAGUCUUUAAAAUGUUCAAAAGGUCAAUAAGAAAGGGCCUGCAGCCAUAUGUAAUCAGUCACUGGGUGAGAAAGAGAAAUAAGCAUUGAAAUUUAUUAUGGGUGCUUUGAAUGAAAUGUGCUAAAUUUGUGUCAGGUACCACUGUUACUCAAUCUUUGAAUGGAGGUCCGGAAAGUGUUUUGUUUUUCUGUCCUUAGAGCUGUGCAAUAACCCAUGCCUGUAAUGGAUUCUAACUGCCAUCCAAAGCACUGUAUUUAUUUCCUUUUAUUAAAGCAUUUCUUUUUUUGAAUA
Molecule: messenger RNA, 6406 nt
Organism: Cottoperca gobio
Lineage: Eukaryota; Metazoa; Chordata; Actinopteri; Perciformes; Bovichtidae
Gene: ddhd1a
Product: DDHD domain containing 1a
Exons: 13
Coding region: 495-3053 (852 amino acids)
Cellular component (GO): cytoplasm
Molecular function (GO): glycerophospholipase activity; metal ion binding
Source: RefSeq, a predicted model, not a curated record